Molecule: messenger RNA, 1965 nt
Organism: Durusdinium trenchii
Lineage: Eukaryota; Dinophyceae; Suessiales; Symbiodiniaceae
Source: the annotation of a GenBank genome assembly
CGGACAUUCUUUUUUACGAAUUCUGUGGGCAUAGUGACAUAGUGACAUAGUGCAAGCUGAUGGAAGCGCUACCUCCACAGCCACCUCCUCCUCCUCCACCCGGUGGAAAGGAUGUUGCUGAAAAAAACGUAGUAGCCUAUGGCUACGAAGGGGCAGGUUUUGGUGGCAACGGUGGCUACUACCCACCUCCUGACAGCACCUAUGGCUACCCUCCUGGUAGCUAUCCUGGUUAUCCUGCGGGAUAUCCUCCCCCUCCGGGUUAUGGGAAUUAUGGACCUGCUGGAGGAUAUGAAGGAAAAGGAGCUCCAGGAGCACCACCUCCUCCACCACAAGGAGGUGCACCAGGCUAUGGCACCUAUGAGAUCUAUGGUGGAUAUGGUGCACCACCUCGUGCACCUGGUUUUGGCUUCGAUGGCAAAGGUCGAGAUGCUCGAGACGGCCGACAGCGGAGUCGUGACGGUCGUGAAAGUCGUGACGAACGCAGAAGGGAUGACGGUCGUCGAGAUGGCAGGGCAGGUCACGACAAAGGUCGAGAUUAUGAUCGGGGUGACAGAGGUCGAAGAGAAGGAAGAGAAGGAGGAAAAGGUUUUGAUGGUUAUGGCCGAGGCGUUCCGUUGCCGGACCCUGUUGAACUGGAGCUGAAGGGUUUGCCCAUGGAUGCAUCAGAACCGGCACUUCGCAGUUUGUUCCAGGGCAAGGGUCUUCACUUCGACUCUGUCCAGUUUAGCGUCAGUGCCAUUGUGAAAGUCUCGGGGCACCAAUUGGCAGACCAGGUCAUCAGUACCUUCCACAAGUGCCCAAUUGCGGGAAAGCCAAUUGACUGUGUGCGAUUGGAGGACACUUCCGGGAGCCGCCCGCGGAGUAGGAGACGCGAGAGAACGAGCCCACCACGUCGUGAGCGGACGCCACCUCCACGCCCCGAGCGCCGGGACCGCAGCCGCACACCGCCGCGAGGUCGCGACAGAAGCCGCAGUCGUCGUCAAAAUGACUGGGGAGACAAAGGAGGUGGGAGAGGCGGAGGCGGAAGUGGCUACCGCGAUGAAGGCGGACGUUUGAAAGGCGCAGUCCUGAAGUUUGAUGAGGAGAAAGGCUUUGGAUUCAUCAAACCGGAACGUGGAAAUGAGGACAUUUUUGUUCACUUUACCAGCUUACCUCGAGAGUGCCAAAGAGGUGGCAGCAGUGUGCUGCGACAGGGAGACAGAGUCAGCUUCGAUCUGGAAAUUGAUCCAAAGAAGGGCAAACCAUGUGCAAAGAAUGUUCAGCUUGAAGGUGGAGCUGGUGGCGGAGCCGCUGGCGGAGGAGGUUAUGUUCAACGUGGAGCUUGGGGGGGUGGAGCCGGCCCGCGCUCCGGCAGCGUCAGCAAUUGGGAUUCAGAGAAGGGCUUUGGUUUCAUCACCCCGGACGGUGGUGACAAAGACCUGUUUAUGCACUUCUCGUCCCUUCCUCGCAGCUACCAGCGAGGAGGCGAAUUUACACUUCAAGUGGGAGACCGUGUCAGCUUUGACAUUGAGUUCGACGACCGUAAGGGAAAGAAUUGCGCCAAGAACGUCCAGGUGCAAGGAGGAAGUGGAGGCGGAGGUGGCGGAGGUGGCGGAGGCGGUGCCAGCUUUGCCAAGGGUGACAAAGGUGGCAAAGGUGGUGGGAAAAGUGGUGGCGACGGAUCAAGGAGCAUCAUGUCUGCAGAGCGACGCAGGCAAUUGUUUGACAGUCCGGAUGACAGGUCACCGUCGCCGCCAAGGAGACAGCGUUUUGCCAGCCGUGGAAGCAGCAGGGGAUCACGCUCACCGGCGAGGAGGCCAGCGCCAGGCUUCAGCAACGCAGAACCAGGGAAUGCCACAGGCUUUGGGAAUGGAGAUUUUAGAGGUGCCAGUGAUGGUCGGGAAAAUGCAGAUGGUGAGUAUGGAACAUGAAGAGAUUUCGGGGCUAUCUGUCAAAAGGACGGAACAAAGGAAGCACGAAGAGCAA